AUGAGGUUAACAACAACACUGCUCCUUCUUCUCCUCACCCUCUCCUCCUCCUCCUCUAACUCCACAGUCUCCAUACCCCAGAACACUCAGACCCCCACAGCCUCACCUCCCCCUACUACUGACCCUGAUAUUGUAGCUGAUGGGAACAUAGCUAGGGUGGAGAUUACUAGUGGUGAGGAUGUGAGUACACUAAAACAGGACAAGAUUAGGGAACGAAUAAAGCAAGUGUACCUGGUCAUACCUGUGAACCAGAAAGGUGUUUUAGAGUGUACGUCUAGCUCCUUCAAAGAUAAAACCCUCAAAUGGCUCAAGAAUGAGGAGGAACUAAGCAGUUCAACAGAGGGAUACAGACUAGUGGAGUACGAAGUGGACGGUAAAGAUACCAGUAACGCUGGUCUCUACACUUGUGUCACCAACUCUGAAGCUCAGACGGCAGUCAGAGUCUUUAUUGACGAGUCAUCAGACACAGUCUACCCAGAGACUAAAGACGUCACCACCAACAGAGGGGAGAGUUUCGAGCUGAGUCUCCCGCUAAAUGUGUUUCCUGUUAAUCUCCUCAACUUUCAGAUGAUAUUUACUGCAGCUCCAGACAAGGCAGCAGUGCAGGUGGCAUCCUACCCGGAGCAAGAUCUCAGUGACCAGGUUACCAUCUCGGAUAUCAGCAACAGUCUCAGAUUCGCUAUCUCCGAGUCCCAACCUCAACACCAUGGAAUGUACAAGUUCAUCAUAAGCUACGGAGACAGAACUAGAGAGCACAAGUUCUUCCUUACAGUCAAGUACAAACCUGAGAUUGUCUCCUUUCAACGAGUCCCGGAGUUUGUUUCUUUAUACGAAGAUGUAAUUCUGACGGUUAAUGUUAGCGGUUACCCAGCCCCCUCCAUAACCUGGUGGCAUGCUCCCUGCUGUCCUCAACAACAACCUGUCAACAUCAAGGAACUGAUAAUGGAGGACCCCAGCGAACUGAAUUAUUAUCAUUUGCUAAACGACGAAACUUUGCUUAACCUUAAGGGCGGAACGAGACGGUUUAAUGGCUCGUACUGGUUUGAGGCUGUAAACGAACUGGGCUCAAUAGAAUCUUCACCUACCUACUAUAAACUAAGGGGGUACAACAUCACGGUGGACUCAAAGAAUGAGAAGAAUGUAACGUCUCUAGUUCAGUAUGAGAAUGUUGGGUCCCUCAGCUGACCUGUGUUGUGUUCCGGGACCCUGAGCUAUCAGACCCUCAGAUUGUUUGGUACCAUAACGGGGUGACGGUGUCUGAUACAACAUCAGAGACAAGCGGCACG
This is a messenger RNA of Bolinopsis microptera, 1286 nucleotides long. Its product is annotated as hemicentin-2-like. The transcript has 11 exons. Bases 1 to 1185 code for a protein of 394 amino acids. NCBI's taxonomy places the organism in Eukaryota, Metazoa, Ctenophora, Tentaculata, Lobata, Bolinopsidae. The record is from RefSeq and is a predicted model, not a curated record.